AUGAAAUUCCUUUCCUUUGCAAUUGUAUUACUACUUGUUGUAGCUGUUGUUCGUAGUCAUGAAGAAGCCAUUGAAACUGCAACCACCCCAGCCAAAACUACUACUCCACCAAAGGUUUGUCCAAAGAACUAUUCUCUUCCAAAGUGUAUGGGUGAUCAAGUCCUAGUUUAUGAGAAACAGGCAGAUGGAUGUGAAUAUCCACGUUGUUCACCGGGACCACCAACCAAGAAGCCAGUUUGUACUGCACCACCAACUCUUAAGUGUGCUGCCGGACAAAAACAAAUUGUUAAGAAGGACAAGAAUGGUUGUGACACUCAUGAGUGUGUCAAAGCUUAA
Molecule: messenger RNA, 336 nt
Organism: Heterostelium album PN500
Lineage: Eukaryota; Evosea; Eumycetozoa; Acytosteliales; Acytosteliaceae
Exons: 2
Coding region: 1-336 (111 amino acids)
Source: RefSeq, a predicted model, not a curated record